CCUAAAUAAAUCAUAAAUGUACUAGUAAAUGUACUAGGUUAACAGAUUCCCCUUUAUCUAGAAAAGGUUUACCUGCUGCAUGACCCCUAAAAGUCCCUAAUGUCUAAAGUCCAGACCCAGACCAACUGCUAUUCCAAUUCGCCUCCGCAAUUUCGACGCGAGUAACACUUAUACAUACAACUGUACAACACCCCGAGCUGCGGUGUCUCAUCUAGCAUCAUCGCACAUCGCAUCGCAGCCCUAUUAGACCGAAUCCGAAUCGGGGGAUAACGAGUAAAUACCUAACGGGAAGAAGAACAAGAAAAGGACGAAAAUACAAUAAACAAAGAAAGAGGAGGGAAGAAGAAAAGGAAAAAGAAAGAAUUAAAGACUGGAAAAAAAGAAGAAGAAGAAGAAAGCUUUGCGACGUGACGACGUCGGCAAUAACAAGCAUCAUCAGCCAUGUCGACAACAACACCUCGAAGUCGAAGCCCAUUGACACCGGUCAGCACGCGCAGUUCAUCAUCCUCGGACCACGUAGCAAUACAAAUACACAGCUGCCCCUGCGAAAAAUGCGAAAUUCAUCACGCCAGCUAUAAUAAUAGUAAUAAUAAUUCCAACGGCAACACCAGCAGUAUUCACAGCAGCAAUAAAGUUAGCGAGAGCAAUACGACGCGCUUCGAUGUUCCCUUAAUAGCUAUCCCGCGACUCUUCACAGCAUUGCUGGGCCUAGCGACAGUAAUCCGAGUGCAUACGGCUAUCGACGCCGGGUGGUGGCCGUGGGAGAAUAAAGUAUUAUUCUCGCUAUGCUGGUUGGCGCUAUUUUGGAAUCUAGCACACGGCUUGUGUAGUAUCCUAGGAUACGCGUACUGGCCGUCGCCGCGGCGCACAGUCGGCUUACCCCCGGUCACCCUCGCCGUUAACGGGAGGACUAUCGUAUCCUUCGGCGGCCCUGAUGAGGAUGAGGGCAUCCGAAGGCGUCGCACUAAGAGGUUGCAAUUUACCGUAGUUGAUAUCCUACUCGCCGGGCCAACGCUCGGAUUUCUGAUAUACUCGGCGCAUAUCAUGUAUCCCUGGUGGGGAUCUAGGUACGUCGGCUUGUGGCCGCCGACGAUAGGGUUGAUUGCUUCCCUCGUUUCUUCUCAGUUCCUCACCGCGUUUCUCCAGCUGUUCCAAUUCUUCGAGGCCAAAGUUGUUGGCGUGCAAUUGACGAUGCAAGAUAUAUAUGAGAAGGACGACUCCGCGGGCCGAUUGCAAUUAUAGGACGGGUGGGCAGGCGAGACAUGUGUCUAUUAUUCUUUUCUUUCCAAAGCAGAGCGGAGCGGAGCGAAGCAAGGCGAAGCACAACAAAAAUACGAUCGUUUUUUGUAAUAAAUAUUUAGGGGCGGCAUUUGGGUGUUCCGAAAGACAUCAAGCAAAGUAAAGGGCGGCAUUGCGCAUAUACUCUACCACAUAGUCAGUUGGCAUAGGCCUCGAUGAUACCACAAAGGAGAUAGAAAUAUAUCAUCUCUCAUUCACCGCAUUGUUGGCUUACAAUCUCCUUUUCACGGCGUGGGUUUUCUCUACUGAUGAGCACUGGGACAGCAAUUCGAAAUUAUACAAGUAAGAUAACCAUGGCAUAAGAUAUCAAAUGGUUCGAUUCUUGGGAUACUUAUGAUUCACUGCUUUAUAUAAUAUAGGGGCGAGCCAUUAAAGAUGGGAAGAUUGUGCUAUGUCUAACUGAGCGCAGCGCUCUCUCUA
Molecule: messenger RNA, 1719 nt
Organism: Daldinia decipiens
Lineage: Eukaryota; Fungi; Ascomycota; Sordariomycetes; Xylariales; Hypoxylaceae
Exons: 4
Coding region: 442-1242 (266 amino acids)
Source: RefSeq, a predicted model, not a curated record